Messenger RNA from Nanorana parkeri, 498 nucleotides. NCBI's taxonomy places the organism in Eukaryota, Metazoa, Chordata, Amphibia, Anura, Dicroglossidae. The record is from the annotation of a RefSeq genome assembly.
AUGAAAGAAUUAUGUCUAUUAAUUGGGUUAUUAGGUGUUGCCUCAAACCCCUCUCCGUAUUAUGGGGCGUUGGGGCUGGUUGUGGGGGCUGGGGCUGGGUGUUUUGUGUUAGCCCAGUGAGGGGUAACUUUCUUGGCGUUGGUGUUAUUUCUUGUUUAUUUGGGGGGCAUAAUAGUUGUGUUUGCUUAUUGUGCGGCGUUGGUGGCUGAGCCUUACCCGGAGGCAUGGGGCAGUCGGGUUGUAGCAGUCUAUUUAGUGAUAUACGUUGGGCUGGUGUGGAUAGGUUGGGCAGUAUUUGGGGGAAAUGAAAUAGAAAUUGGAAAUGAGUGGGUUCGUACUUGGUGGGCCAUAAAGAGUUCUGAAAUAUCAGGGGCAACUCAGAUGUAUCAGGCUGGAGGUAAAAUGUUGACGCUGUGUGGUUGGGGGUUGCUUGUCACUCUUUUUGUAGUGUUGGAAGUUGUCCGAGGUCACAAGAGUGUUUCGUUACGAUCAGUAAGA